Molecule: messenger RNA, 1813 nt
Organism: Exaiptasia diaphana
Lineage: Eukaryota; Metazoa; Cnidaria; Anthozoa; Actiniaria; Aiptasiidae
Product: nucleoporin SEH1
Exons: 12
Coding region: 102-1190 (362 amino acids)
Biological process (GO): positive regulation of TORC1 signaling; cellular response to amino acid starvation
Cellular component (GO): Seh1-associated complex; nuclear pore outer ring
Molecular function (GO): protein binding; structural molecule activity
Source: RefSeq, a predicted model, not a curated record
AUAACAAAAUGGCGGGCAUGUGAAGAGUUUUUCAGAAUUUUAAGUUUUGUACAUUUUCAGGCAUUCACUUCCAGUUGAAUUAUUUUAAAACUUCUUCAGCAAUGUUUGUAGCUCGCGAGAUAUCAGCAGAACAUAAGGAUUUGAUCCACGAUGUCUCAUACGACUACCACGGCCGAAGAAUGGCAACGUGCUCCAGUGAUCAAAGUGUCAAAGUUUGGGAUUUGAGUGAAGAUGGCGAAUGGAAAUGCACAGCAAACUGGAAGACACAUUCCGGUUCAGUCUGGAAAGUAACGUGGGCUCACCCCGAGUUCGGCCAGGUGCUGGCAUCUUGUUCUUUUGAUAGAACUGUAGCAAUAUGGGAGGAGCAAGUCGUAGGGUCUGGGGAUGUGAUGUCUCAUGGUCAAAGCCAUUGGGUGAAAAGAGCAUCACUUGUUGAUAGUCGUACUUCUGUAACAGAUGUAAAAUUUGCACCUCAUCAUCUUGGACUACAGCUGGCCACGUGUUCAAAAGAUGGCACAGUUAGAAUCUAUGAAGCUCAUGAUAUCAUGAACCUUGGACAAUGGAGUCUUCAGCAUGAAAUUGCAUGCAAGUUAAGCUGUAGUUGUGUAUCUUGGAAUCCAUCAAGAAUACAUGCACCUAUGUUGGCUGUUGGCAGUGAUGAUACAAAUCCGAGUGCUGGAGGAAAAGUCCAGAUUCAUGAAUAUUAUGAUGAUAGCAGAAAGUGGCAGAGAGUUGAGACACUCAUGGCAAUUAGUGAUGCAGUCCAUGAUGUUGCCUUUGCUCCCAAUCUAGGAAGGUCCUAUCACCUGCUAGCCAUUGCAUCUAAAGAUGUAAGAAUAAUGAAACUCAAGCCAUACAGCACUGGUCAAAAUACAGCCUCACUGAGUGGUGGAUUUGCUAAACUAGAUAUAAGUCUUGUAACUCAAUUUAGUGAUCAUGAGUCACAGGUUUGGAGAGUUCAGUGGAACAUCACUGGAACCAUUCUAGCAUCAUCUGGUGAUGAUGGCUGUGUUAGAUUGUGGAAAGCAAACUAUUUGGACAACUGGAGGUGUCUAUCAGUAUUAAAAGGAGAUGGAAGUCAAGGACCAGUGCCGCCACUAAGCAAUAAUCAACAGGACAACCAGACCAACACCAUUAGCCCUAGAAACAUCUUUAAGUCAGCAACUCAACCGACUUGGUACGCCCAAUAAAGCCUGCAGCUGUUUAGAACCAGAACAUAUUUCUAAUUUWGUGAAACUUGCAAUAUAUAGGAGGUUUGUUGUAUAUAAUGUGCCAAAGAAUUGGAGAAUUUUUUGGUAUAUGUAUAUGUCAUCUGAGAAAAAAAUACAGAAAGAUAAAAAACUUAAAAAGCUGUUUAGGUAAUUUUCACUAGCAAAUAAAACAGACACAUAAAAGGAGAAAGAUSUAGGCCACUGAAGCAUGGAUAAGGAAGUGGUGAAAGAGUUAAGGAGAUUUUUAAAAUGAAAAACUUCUGUUCUUUUUCCGUCCAUGAUAACAUGUGCAAAAUAUGGUAGUUCAACAAGCUGAAGUAUUGCACAUGUAGAUGUACUGAUAGCAAAGAGAUCUUUCUCCUCCAAUGGCACAGAACUUUGAUUGAAGAUCUGUUACAUGCAAUUUUAGCUAGUUUGUUCUCUUUAUUUUUCAUACCAGAUCUUUCUCAUACAUAAUAUCAUAAUAUUGUAUAAAAAAUAAAGAACUAUGAUCAGUAUAUGUUUGUAUAUAUAUUAGAUGGCUGUACGUUGAGUCAUUUUGCAUGACAUAAUCAUGUUAUCCUGUCUACAAUCUGYUGCAAAAUAAAUGGAACAUCCUUUAA